GUGGUUGUUUUCAUGUGAGUUUGGUUUAUUAUAUUAAAAUGACGAGCUUAAUUGACAAAAUAGAGCUGCUAAUCAAGAGGGAGAAGACUACACCAGAACGAAAGAAAAAAGAAGAAACUUCGAAAUCCUCCAGUGAAAUUCUUUCAGAGCUAUUCAGUGCCUUCAACGCCGAUCCUCCCAAAAUCGAUGAAGCUUCUCUGAAGAAAUCAAAGAAAAGCAAAAAGAAACACAAGAAAGAGAAAAAGAAACGGAGUCGAAGCAGUAGCAGCAGCAAUUCUGAUGAUAGCGACUACUCUCAUAAGCACAAGAAACGGAAAAAGAGCAAAUCGAAGAAAAAACGCGAUAGAUCGCGAUCUAGCACCCCUAGUAAAAGCAAUAUACCGCCUAAAAUUAAGGCUGAUUUAGAGGCAAUAAGAAUAAAAAAUGAGUCCGGCCGCACCAUUUGUGAUGAUUUUCGUCACGAAAUAAAACUUAAAACAGAACCUAAAGAAAUACAACACCGUAGAGUUUCUAUCAAAACAGAAGAGCCGCAAAACUACAGCGUCGACGUUUCAAACUUCGAUGCUAGUCUCAUUCCUAUGCCAGAUUCUCCUAAACAUGAAGACUUACGUCAAAAGCUAGACAGUAAAAAACAAGAAGCCGAAGACAAGUCCAAGAGUAAAAUUCAAAUAAAAAAUUUGAAGUUCAGUGCAGUCUUUGAGGAGACUGUAAAGAAAGCCGAGGAAGAAGCAAGGAAGAAAGCGGAGAAGUUUGAAGAAGGUGAAUACACAGAUUCGUCGAGCAGUAGUGACAAACCAGAAGUUCCCAAUGCAGAAUUCCCCAAAUCCUCGGAUCCUGGAGGUAUACUUAAGAAGCAAGCUGCAGAGGAGUCUAAAGUGUCAGAUGAAGAUAGGAGCCAUUCUAAGAGGUCCAAAGAAAGCUCCCACAAGUCUUCAAGAAGGGACAAAAGCAGAUCCAGGAGAAGGUCAGUCAGCAAGUCCCGCCGCUCGCGCUCUCGGUCCGCGUCCCGCCGCCGCCGCCGCUCGCGGUCCCGCGGCCACGAGCGGUCCCGCCGCCGCUCGCGGUCGCGGUCCCGGGACCGGGACCGCCACGAGCGGGACAGGCACCGGCCGAGGCAUGUGUCGCCGAGACACAGGGGGAGGAGGUCCAGAUCACCAACCGGGGUGAAGUUGGCAGACAGUGAGAAGAAGCGUCUUCUAGAAGUAGCGAGAAGGAACGCGAUCAACAUGCUCAAGAAUGGCGCCGUACCUGCCGGCGCCGCCGCGUUACCACCACACACCAGGAACCAAGUCAUGGCCGCCAUACAAUCCGGCGGUAAAUCAGUGGACGAGCUAACAGACUUCUGCAAGCAUUUAUCAAAGAAAGAGGCGCUCGGAGAACUGUCUUCCGUCUCAUCUCACGACGAAGACAUGAGCGAGAAUGAAGACACGCUCGCGUUCCAUCAUCCGUUCCUAGUCAAAGAGAAGGCUCCUAUUGUUAUGAAUAUUAGGGGUGGAGCGCCCCUCCCUAUCAAGACCAAUCCGCUGCCGAUAGCCAACAAGGAGGAGCUGCGGCUGCAGUUCCCCGUGUCCUCGGGGUCGCAGCACAGGGAAAAGGCUUCCGAAUGGGUACCUGUCUCACCACCUAAGAAGGAUAUGCAAGUUGCAAAACUGAACUCGAAAACAACGGCCUCCAAACCUGCUGCCAUCGCUCCAGCGGAAACUACUGCCACUAAAGCGGCGCCGCUCGCGCUGCCGGCGCCGCCCACGCCCGCGCCCGCGCCCGUGCCCGCGCCCGCGCCCGCGACGCCCGUGGUGGCGCCACCGCCUUACAUGAAGGGCUUCACCACCGGCACGCAACUAGCUUCAGUUCCUACUGCACCGGCAUUGCCAGCGCCCGGACCCCAAGCCUAUCCACCAGGAAUUGAACCUCCGAAAGUUAUUGAUGUCGCGUCGAUCGUCUCACAGAAGCUGCUAAUGAUAAGAAAAGAGCAAGAACAGAACGAGUUGUCUACCACACGUGGCUCGUCUCUCCACCAGUUCGGGUGGUCGAGCAAGGCGGGCCAGUUCACCGGAUCCACGGGCGCGCAGAUCCUCACUCCCAAGGAACUCGCCAGCGGCACGAAAGCCUGGGCCUCAAGAAAAACGACUAUUCCGCCGCCGUCGCCGCCCGCUGCUGUGGAUCAACUCAUGAGGGCAGCGCCAGUAGGAGGGGGUAUGGGCAUGCACCUCCUCCAGAAAAUGGGUUGGACCCCGGGCCAAGGGCUCGGGAAAGAAGGCACGGGGACCCUCCAACCGUUACUGUUAGAAGUCAAACUGGACACAAGAGGUCUGCAGGCUAAAGAAGAGGUCAAUACGAGGAACAACAAAGGAAUGAAAGUCCAACGCCAGCCGCGGAGAGGCGGCGCAGCGCCUGCGUUAGUAGCAGGGGGAAAACAUCCUGUAUCUUUACUCGGAGAGUACUGUUCUAAACAGAAACUGGGCCCGCCCGAAUAUAACCUGUGCUUCGAAUGUGGACCUGAUCAUAAGAAAAACUUCUUGUUUAAGGUAAGAGUAGCAGGAGUGGAAUAUCAGCCGGCGGUGGCGAGUGCCAACAAAAAACAGGCCAAAGCAGAUGCCGCACAGUUAGCGCUACAGAAACUAGGCAUCGUCACCCCUUAGCACUGCCAAGCCAUAGACUGUAUGGAAACUACUGUCACAGAUAGCGUAAGGAGUAGAUAACGAACCCUGGCUGGAUACAAUAUCCGAAGGAGUUUUAGUUAUUAAAACACAUCGGUAACUCGUGGCAUUUAGGUGGCACUCGACAGAAUAGUGAUGUGACAAGUUUUCUAGGUGUUUUAUCAGAAAAGUUAAAAUAAUAAAUAAUUAUUCCCUAUAUGAAGGGGCUUUAUUAAAUAAAAUAAAAAAUAUUCGAAAUAUCCGUUUAGUCGAUUUUCAUGUAUUCGAAUUAUCUGGAUACAAAAUUGGGCGGAUAAUUACAAGCCCUACUACAUUAAGAGAGCAUUCAGAACUUCAAUUCAGAGCUUUUUUACCAUUACGUCAGUGGAGGUUGAAAGUGUUGAAACAAAUCGUUUUCUUAAACACAAAGUGGUUUAUCUCAAUUUGAAGACGUAGGCAGACUUGUGAACAUUUAGAACAAUUUAAUUAUUUAUGACGAAUGUCAUAAUAUAUUAAAUGAUUAACAUUCCUUAUGGACUUCCGGUUGGGACGCCAUCAUAGCGGUUUCGUGUCGUGAAUAAUUUAUUUUUCUUUUACUCAUUAAUGUUGUUUAAAGUGUAAUAUUGAUAGCGUAUUAUGCAGUAAACUAAUGGUGUAGU
This is a messenger RNA of Leguminivora glycinivorella, 3295 nucleotides long. RefSeq names its product protein Son (gene Son). The coding region runs from base 39 to 2639 and encodes 866 amino acids. The record is from RefSeq and is a predicted model, not a curated record. The transcript is spliced from 15 exons. Gene Ontology annotation, molecular function: RNA binding. Gene Ontology annotation, biological process: regulation of mRNA splicing, via spliceosome; regulation of cell cycle. Lineage: Eukaryota; Metazoa; Arthropoda; Insecta; Lepidoptera; Tortricidae.